UGCCAGCAGUGAAAAUUCAACGUUCAACAUCGACAGUCAAACUUGUCCCAGUAUACCCUUCCCAAAAAUACAGUUCAAUAAACUUGUGACCGUAAAACAAAACGUUCGUUGAAAAUUGAUAAUUUAAGAAGAAGAAUAAAUUUUUUGUGAAUUUUGGAACGUCUUGCAGCUAUGCCGAUGCUGACGUACAAUGGCAGCCAGGGACUGGUGGAUGAGGAUAGAUCUCCGGCUACGUCAGUUGUCUCCAACGAUGGAGAGAUGAUCGAGGACUCGGGGGACUCGCCGGAGACACCCAGGGACACCGAGGAGGAGACCAUGUUCUCGGAUGAAUUUUAUUCACACGAUACCGACGAUGAGGACGACCAGAAGAGGAUAAGGGAGUCUGGAGUUGGUAUCAAUGGAAUUUCCUCGAUAAACAAUAAUUCCGCGAUAACGACGAGUUCCACCAGUUCCAAUUUUACCACUCCAGUAACUUCGGUGAACGGUGAAGUGGGUGGUGAUGGUGUUCGAAAGAUGUUCACCAACAGCAGGGAACGCUGGAGGCAGCAAAAUGUCAGCGGGGCCUUUGCAGAAUUGCGAAAGUUGGUGCCAACGCAUCCGCCGGAGAAGAAAUUGUCAAAAAAUGAAAUAUUGAGAAUGGCAAUUAAGUACAUAAGACUAUUGACAAACGUUCUGGAAUGGCAGAAAGCCCAGGAUUGCAGUAACAUCCGGAUAAAGUGUGAGCCAGUGCACUUCAUCUCCUACUCCACCUCAACCCACAAAACCCAAAGUCACAAAGAGGGAAAAGUCGACCUGAAUCGAAGUCACAGUCGGUCCAAUCUCUCCCGUCACAAGUACCAAAUCUCCCCUCAAAUUUCUUGCGACAAAAAUGGAAACGAUUUAUUGAUAAUCGCUCCAGUGGUCAAACACAACAGUCACCUCCUGACUCUCCAAAAUUCGCGAUCUUCACAGAACCCCUCAGCUAAUGGCUCAAAAUCUAACGGAAGGAUCAUUUCAAAUGGAUCAAUGGCUAACGAGAUCAAUCGAGGUAAUUCCUGUUUCCAUCAGGAGAAGAGAAUCAACAAAUUCGAAAAAGAGGAUGAAGAGAUCACCUUGAGCGUUCGGAACGUUCGAUCCCCAGUGAAGAAGCGGAUGAAGAUAAUUCCCUUCGAGCCCUCGAAGAACCUCGAUAACUAGAAAAAUUUACCGUUAACUGUUCCAUAUUAAUUAGUUUUGAUUAUUUAUAAGAAUGACGACUUGUAAAUUGGUUUCACGACGAACUUAAGGAAAUGCAAGUGUAUGGCCCACCUGGAAGUGUCAAAAUAUGUUAUCAAUUUGUUUUUGAAGAAUUUCAAA
This is a messenger RNA of Diachasmimorpha longicaudata, 1335 nucleotides long. RefSeq lists its product as uncharacterized. Lineage: Eukaryota; Metazoa; Arthropoda; Insecta; Hymenoptera; Braconidae. The transcript has 4 exons. The record is from RefSeq and is a predicted model, not a curated record. Gene Ontology annotation, molecular function: DNA-binding transcription factor activity, RNA polymerase II-specific; protein dimerization activity; RNA polymerase II cis-regulatory region sequence-specific DNA binding. Bases 172 to 1176 code for a protein of 334 amino acids. Gene Ontology annotation, biological process: regulation of transcription by RNA polymerase II.